Phytophthora sojae is the source of this 531-nucleotide messenger RNA. RefSeq lists its product as hypothetical. Lineage: Eukaryota; Oomycota; Peronosporomycetes; Peronosporales; Peronosporaceae. The record is from RefSeq and is a predicted model, not a curated record. The transcript is spliced from 2 exons. Bases 1 to 531 code for a protein of 176 amino acids.
AUGAUCGGACACAUCUACCGCAUUAUCCACCUUGAGAGCGACAUCCAAUACGUCGGGAGUACGUUCAAUGAGCCACGCAAGCGUUGGCAAGCACACAAGUCUGCACUUGUACGAUGGACCAAAGACAAUCAAGGCACUGUUUCCAUCUUUCCUUACUUUCAAGAGUAUGGCAUCGAUCAGUCCAAGCUGAUUCCAAUCAAAAGCUAUGAUGUAGCUGAUCGCAAAUGUCUUCUGGCUAUGGAACAACUUUGGGUCAGCAAACUUCGCUGUAUUAACAAAAAUAACCCAUUUUUAAGCAAUAUUAUGAAUCCAACAAACAAACGAUCACUGAAUAUAAAAAAACAAUAUUAUCAGACAAACAAAGCGGCACUGAAUGCCAAACAGAAGAUUUAUAACAAGGCUAACGAAGACAGUAUCAAAGCUCGUAGAAGACAAAAAUAUCAGUGUGAAUGCAGCUGUCGCUAUAGCUACGGUUGUAAGACAACUCACCUUAAUACGAAGAAGCAUCAACGCUGGUUGAAUGCUCAAUAA